Molecule: messenger RNA, 1857 nt
Organism: Mucor velutinosus
Lineage: Eukaryota; Fungi; Mucoromycota; Mucoromycetes; Mucorales; Mucoraceae
Exons: 6
Coding region: 1-1857 (618 amino acids)
Biological process (GO): actin filament network formation; actin filament bundle assembly
Cellular component (GO): actin filament bundle; actin filament; cytoplasm
Molecular function (GO): actin filament binding; calcium ion binding
Source: RefSeq, a predicted model, not a curated record
AUGGUUGUGAAUGCGUUUAUGCUCCAAAAGAAAUAUCCCAAUUUCCAAGUCAAUGAUAUCAAUGCAUUGAUUGACAAAUUCGAAGAGUGCGAUUUGGAUACAGAUGGCUUGCUAGAUCAGCGCGAAAUUCAACAGGCUUGCAAAGACACUGGCUACAGCGACAAUUAUGACGAAAUUAGAGCCAACUUGAAGCAGGUGACUACAAGUGCUACUGGCAAGAUUGAUGUAGAAGAAUUCAUUGACCUUGCAAACAGGCUAAAGGAGGGUCGCAACAAGGGCGCUUUUGAUGUUCACCAGCACAAGAUUCGUGUCCAAGGCGCCAACAGUGAUGCUACCCAUACCAUCAAUGAGGAUGAGCGCACUGAAUUCACUCGCCAUAUCAACAGCGUCAUGGAAAUGGACCCCGACGUCGGUUAUCGCUUGCCUAUCCCCACCAACACAAUGCAAUUGUUUGACGAAUGCCGUGAUGGCCUUAUCUUGUGUAAACUGAUCAACGAUGCUGUGCCAGACACUAUUGAUGAACGUGUUCUCAAUGUGAAAAAGAAGAUGAACAACUUUCAAAUGGUGGAAAAUAACAAUAUUGUCAUCAACUCGGCAAAGGCCAUUGGCUGCUCCGUAGUCAACAUUGGUUCUCAAGACAUUAUUGAAGGCAAAGAGUAUUUGAUCUUGGGUCUUAUUUGGCAGAUUAUCAAGCGAGGUCUGCUGAACAAAAUUACUAUUCAGCAACAUCCUGAGUUAUAUCGCUUAUUGGAGCAAGAUGAAACGUUGGAGGAAUUUUUAAAAUUGCCUCCCGAUGUCAUCUUGUUGAGGUGGUUCAACUAUCAUUUGAAGGCUGCUGGCUGGGAGAGAAGAGUCAACAAUUUUAGUAAAGAUGUGUGCGACGGUGAAAACUACACCAUCUUGUUGAACCAGAUUAAGCCUAAUGAAUGUUCUCGUGCCCCUCUGCAAGAGCAAGAUGUCAUGAAACGUGCUGAAAUGGUACUCCAGAAUGCAGAAGCCAUUGGCUGUCGCAAGUAUCUCACUCCCAAGGCAAUGGUGAGUGGCAACCCCAAGCUCAACUUGGCCUUUGUCGCCCACUUGUUCAAUACACAUCCUGGUCUUGAGCCUUUGACAGAAGAGGAAGCUCCCGAAGUGGAACCAUUCGAUGCUGAAGGUGAACGUGAAGCUCGUAUGUUUACAUUGUGGUUGAACAGUUUGAACGUGGAACCUGGUGUAUACAAUCUCUACGAAGACCUGAAGGACGGUUUGAUCUUGUUACAAGCUUUUGAUAAGGUGCAACCAGGACUCGUUCAAUGGCGUAUGGUCAGUAACAAGCAGCCCUUGUCUCGAUUCAAGCAGUUGGAGAAUUGUAAUUAUGCUGUGCGUCUCGGGCAAGAGAAUGGCUUCUCCCUGGUAGGUAUUCAGGGUGCUGACAUUGUCGAUGAGCAAAAGACAUUGACGUUGGGCCUUGUUUGGCAAAUGAUGCGCGAGAAUAUCGUUCGUACCUUGCAGUCUCUGAGUGAAGGUGGUAGAGCAGUUACUGAUAUGGACAUGGUAAAGUGGGCUAAUGAAACUGCUCAGAAAGGUGGAAAGCAGAGUAAGAUGAAUUCUUUCAGAGAUCCAUCUCUUCGUACUGGUGUAUUUUUCUUGGAUGUGCUCAAUGGCAUAAAACCCGGCAUUGUGGAUGCCUCUCAUGCCACCGCUGGCAAUACAGACGAGGACGCUUUCAACAAUGCUCGUUUGGCUAUCUCUAUUGCCCGUAAGUUGGGUGCUACUAUUUUCCUUGUGCCAGAGGACAUUGUGGAAGUCAGAUCAAAGAUGAAUUUGACCUUUGUUGGCAGUUUGAUGGUUGUUGAUCGCCAAAUGAAGAGAGCUUAA